Molecule: messenger RNA, 249 nt
Organism: Clunio marinus
Lineage: Eukaryota; Metazoa; Arthropoda; Insecta; Diptera; Chironomidae
Source: the annotation of a GenBank genome assembly
AUGGAUUAUAUCCUUUUACCUAACGCCAGUCAACAAUGGACUGAAAAAAGAGAAGAAGAGGCAACAACAUUAUCAUUCUAUGCUUGGGUGGAAGACAAAUUCAUUUUAAUUACUCCCCCGCCUGUUAUGGCAUUGAAACAGGGAAAGGAAGAGAUUGAAGAAAUGUGCCUGCCGACAGGAGUAAUCUUUAUGUGGAAGAACGUUAACACCCUCAGCAUUAAUAAAAUGUGCGGUAUGUUGAAGAUAUAA